CGGCACGAGACUGCGGCACAGCGCUACAGCGCUACCCGCAUUCAGGCCGGACUGGGUCCGGAGAGUAUGGCGGAUUAUCUAAUCAGCGGCGGCACCGGUUACGUUCCCGAGGACGGGCUCUCGGCGCAGCAGCUCUUCUCCAUCGGAGACGGCCUCACAUACAAAUGUGACCAACACUCGGACGGUCAAACGGCUGAAGAGCUAUGCUCUAAAGGAGAUGGGUUGACUUACAAUGACUUCCUCAUUCUUCCCGGCUUCAUCGACUUCACCUCAGACGAAGUGGAUUUAACAUCAGCUCUGACCAAGAAGAUCUCGUUGAAGGCCCCCCUCGUCUCAUCCCCCAUGGACACUGUCACAGAGUCGGCCAUGGCCAUCGCAAUGGCGCUAAUGGGAGGCAUCGGUUUCAUUCACCACAACUGUACUCCUGAAUUCCAAGCCAACGAAGUCCGCAAGGUCAAGAGAUUCGAGCAAGGUUUCAUCACAGACCCGGUCGUGAUGAGCCCGCGGCAGACGGUCGGCGACGUGCUGGAAGCCAAAGUACGACACGGUUUCUCGGGCAUCCCCGUCACAGAGACGGGCAAGAUGGGCGGAAAGCUGGUUGGCAUCGUCACCUCCAGGGACAUCGACUUCCUGUCGGAGAAGGAUCACAACAAAACCCUGGCGGAAGCCAUGACAAAGAGGGAGGAGCUAGUGGUCGCUCCGGCGGGUGUCACUCUAAAAGAAGCAAACGACAUCUUGCAACGAAGCAAAAAAGGCAAGCUUCCCAUCGUGAACGACAAUGAUGAGCUAGUGGCCAUCAUCGCCAGGACGGAUCUGAAGAAAAACCGGGACUACCCGCUGGCCUCCAAAGACUCUCGCAAACAGCUGCUGUGCGGGGCCGCCAUCGGCACCCGCGAUGACGACAAGUACCGGCUGGACCUCCUGGUGCAGGCGGGCGUGGAUGUCGUGGUGUUGGACUCUUCACAAGGCAACUCCGUGUUUCAGAUCAACAUGAUCAACUACAUCAAGCAGAAAUUUCCUGAAUUGCAAGUCGUGGGAGGAAACGUGGUGACGGCGGCGCAGGCCAAAAAUCUGAUCGACGCCGGCGUGGACGCACUUCGGGUCGGCAUGGGCUGCGGCUCUAUCUGCAUCACGCAAGAAGUCAUGGCGUGCGGGCGACCUCAGGGUACCUCUGUGUACAAGGUGGCAGAGUACGCACGGCGCUUCAGCGUGCCCGUUAUCGCCGACGGCGGCAUCCAAACGGUGGGACACGUGGUCAAGGCGCUCUCGCUCGGAGCGUCGACCGUUAUGAUGGGUUCCCUGCUGGCGGCAACCACCGAGGCGCCCGGCGAGUACUUCUUCUCAGACGGUGUGCGGCUGAAAAAGUACCGGGGCAUGGGUUCCCUCGACGCCAUGGAGAAGAGCACCAGCAGCCAAAAACGUUACUUCAGUGAAGGCGAUGCGGUGAAGGUGGCCCAGGGCGUGUCAGGCUCGGUGCAGGACAAGGGUUCCAUCCACAAGUUUGUGCCGUACCUCAUCGCCGGGAUCCAGCAUGGCUGCCAGGACAUCGGGGCUAAGAGUCUUUCAGUGCUCCGCUCUAUGAUGUACUCCGGAGAGCUCAAAUUUGAGAAGAGAACCAUGUCCGCACAGGUGGAAGGAGGCGUUCACGGACUUCACUCUUACGAGAAGCGUCUUUACUGA
Messenger RNA from Nerophis lumbriciformis (worm pipefish), 1680 nucleotides. The record is from RefSeq and is a predicted model, not a curated record. NCBI's taxonomy places the organism in Eukaryota, Metazoa, Chordata, Actinopteri, Syngnathiformes, Syngnathidae.